Aspergillus piperis CBS 112811 is the source of this 607-nucleotide messenger RNA. RefSeq names its product MoaD/ThiS family protein. The coding region runs from base 103 to 387 and encodes 94 amino acids. Gene Ontology annotation, biological process: Mo-molybdopterin cofactor biosynthetic process. The transcript is spliced from 2 exons. NCBI's taxonomy places the organism in Eukaryota, Fungi, Ascomycota, Eurotiomycetes, Eurotiales, Aspergillaceae. The record is from RefSeq and is a predicted model, not a curated record. Gene Ontology annotation, cellular component: cytosol.
CUCCCCUCCUCAAUCCCACCCCUCAAUAAGACCAACCAACAAACAAACAGUUUUCAUCAAACUCCCUAAUAUUCUUAAUUUUCUAAAUCCCAAACCCAAAAUAUGUCCUCGAAAGAGACUACAACAUUCCAAAUUCACUAUUUCGCCUCCGCAUCCACCUACACAGGCAAACAAACCGAACGUCUCCCCGCCCCCUUACCGCUGCCGAGACUCUUCGAUACCCUUGAGUCCAUGUACCCGGGGAUCAAAGAGAAGGUGUUGAGUAGUUGUGGGGUGAGUCUUGGGGAUGAGUAUGUGGAUGUUGAGGCUGAUGAGGCUGAUGGGGAGGUGGUGGUUAUUAAGCCUGGGGAUGAGGUUGCGGUGAUUCCGCCGGUUAGUUCGGGGUGAUCUACUUUUUAUAUGGUAUAGGUACAUGCGCUGGCUGGUGGGGGGUGGGAAGUCUGGAGUAUUAGGGUGUGGGUUUUGCUUGGACGUAUAUGAUUGAAGUGGGAAAGAAAAGCAGGAAAGAGAUUAAUGAAGGGUCAGAAUGCAAUGCAAGGGGAUAGAUUAGGGGGAUGGGGGGUUGUCACCACCGUCAACAUCAACAUCAACAUCAAUAUUAGCAUUA